AUGGACGGAGAAAACCAGCGGCUUUAUGAGGGAGGGGAGGGAAAGAGAUGUAGGAUAAACGGAUGGGAGGUGUCAGAGGUCAGACCUUUAGGGAGAAGUUUCCUCACCCUGCAGCUGACUACACUGCAAACCAUUUAUGAUAGAACCCUGGAGAAUCGGAAACCCAUGGUUCUCAAACUGUGGCAGCUGAUUCAGACAGUUUUGAUGGAGGGAUUGUCCAAAAUCUGCCAGCCAGUCGAACAGAAGAAUCCUGGAGACCAGAAGGAUGGAGACAAGAUCCAGGUUGAAAAGCGUCCAGCAAACCAGGAAACCACAGAAGAAGCUCUAACAGACCAAAAAGCCAUGGCGGGCGAAGCUCUGGACAGGAGGAACAUCUGGGAACCGAGUGUUUACUACUCGCUGGGGAAGGAGUCCUUUUAUUUUGCCGGUCAUGACAUCAGCAUCCGCGAGUCUAUAGAUACUUACGGUGCCCUGAUCUGGCCUGGGGCAGUGGCUUUGUGCCAGUUCUUGGAGAAUAACCAGAGACAAGUGAACCUGAUGGACAAAGCCGUGCUGGAGAUCGGAGCCGGCACUGGACUACUCUCCAUAGUAGCGAGUCUGCUCGGAGCUUGGGUGACGGCCACUGACCUGCCAGACAUCUUGUCUAAUCUGACCUUUAACCUCCUGCGAAACACCAAAGGCCGCUCCCGGUACAAGCCUCAGGUGGCUGCCCUCGCCUGGGGUCAGGACCUGGAGCGUGAUUUCCCUUAUCCGUCCUACCACUACGACUACGUGCUGGCAGCUGACGUGGUCUAUCACCACAACAGUCUGGAGGAUCUGCUGGAGACCAUGCAUCACUUCUGCCGACCAGGGAGUCGAACGACGCUGCUGUGGGCCAACAAGAUCCGGUUUCAGUCGGACAUGAGGUUCACAGAGUGCUUCACAAGCGGGUUUGACUCCACGCUGCUCAUGGAGCUUCCACAGCAGGAGGUGAGGAUAUACAAGGCCAAAGCCAAAGAGUGAGGGGCGUGAGUGGGCGGAGUUUCUUUCAAAAGUUCUUUGUUGUGUUUUAAAAACUGUUCAAGAAAACAGGAAAUUGCAUCUCCUCUCUGUGAUUUGAAUCUGUUCUCAUCUGUGUUUACAAGACAUUCCUAGAUAGCGCUGUGCUUGUUGUUCCACAGAAAGCAAAGAGUUCCUCACUCAGAUUCCAUUUUAAUAAGCCUUUUUUUAUUCACCAGUACUUUUUCCAUACACUUGUUUCUGAUUCUGACUUCAUUCACAACUUUUGUUCCACACUUUGUUUUCAAAAAUAAACUGAUAUUAUUGUAAA
Molecule: messenger RNA, 1309 nt
Organism: Solea solea (common sole)
Lineage: Eukaryota; Metazoa; Chordata; Actinopteri; Pleuronectiformes; Soleidae
Gene: mettl21cb
Product: methyltransferase 21C, AARS1 lysine b
Exons: 6
Coding region: 1-1002 (333 amino acids)
Biological process (GO): peptidyl-lysine methylation
Cellular component (GO): cytoplasm; cytosol
Molecular function (GO): protein-lysine N-methyltransferase activity
Source: RefSeq, a predicted model, not a curated record